Molecule: messenger RNA, 981 nt
Organism: Sinocyclocheilus rhinocerous
Lineage: Eukaryota; Metazoa; Chordata; Actinopteri; Cypriniformes; Cyprinidae
Product: mitotic checkpoint protein BUB3-like
Exons: 7
Coding region: 16-966 (316 amino acids)
Molecular function (GO): protein binding
Source: RefSeq, a predicted model, not a curated record
UUUUGAAACGGACCAAUGAGAGCAGAGCUCUGCUGUGAACGCGUCCAAUCAGAGAAGAGCGUCGAUGAGCGGCAGAGCGGCAGCAAGAUGACCGGAGCCAAUGAGUUCAAGCUGACCCAGGGUCCGGAGGACAGCGUCUCGGCUGUUAAGUUCAGCCCGAGCUCGGCUCAGUUCCUGCUGGUGUCGUCGUGGGACUGUACGGUCCGUCUGUUCGACGUCAGCGCUAACAGCAUGAGGAUGAAGUACCAGCAUCUGGCGCCGGUGCUGGACUGCGCUUUCUAUGAUCCGGCUCACGCGUGGAGCGGCGGUCUGGACAACCAGCUGAAGACGCACGAUCUGAACACGGAUCAGGACACGAUCGUGGGGACGCACGAUGCUCCCAUCCGCUGUGUGGAGUACUGUCCGGAGGUCAACGUGAUGGUGACGGGCAGCUGGGACAUGUCUGUGAGGCUCUGGGACCCCAGAACGCCCUGCAACGCCGGGACCUUCACGCAGCCCGAGAAGGUCUACACGCUGUCUGUGACUGUGUUUCAGCUGUCUGUGGCUGUGUUUCAGGUCUACACGCUGUCUGUGGCUGGAGACCGGCUGAUCGUGGGGACGGCGGGGCGGCGUGUGCUCGUCUGGGAUCUGAGGAACAUGGGAUACGUGCAGCAGAGACGAGAGUCCAGCCUGAAAUACCAGACGCGCUGCAUACGAGCUUUCCCCAACAAACAGGGUUACGUGUUGAGCUCCAUCGAGGGCAGAGUCGCUGUGGAGUAUCUGGACCCCAGUCUGGAGGUGCAGAAGAAGAAAUACGCCUUCAAGUGCCACAGACUGAAGGAGAACGGCAUCGAGCAGGUCUUUCCGGUCAACGCCAUCUCCUUCCACAGCGUCCACAACACGUUUGCCACCGGUACCCAUCCACAUACUCACGCCACGCUCUUUAUUACUGUUACUGCCAGAAUUACUCGAAUGUUUGCUUAUUAGCUUUCAUUAAACUAG